Molecule: messenger RNA, 2049 nt
Organism: Nelumbo nucifera (sacred lotus)
Lineage: Eukaryota; Viridiplantae; Streptophyta; Magnoliopsida; Proteales; Nelumbonaceae
Source: RefSeq, a predicted model, not a curated record
AAAUAGAUACGGGACAAAAAAGGCCAAACCACACGCUAACUCGCAACAGGAGAGGAGAGCAGCGACGCCCUACUUGGCUUCAAAAUUAGGGCUUUACCAAAUACUAAACUUGGGCUGGGGCUAGCUUUUCAGAAAAGAUACUCCUGGAUAGCCAGACGGACGACUAAGAACUCUCUGCGUGAUUUGGGUAAAGCACACCAUAUCGGAAGACAGGGAUUAAAGAGAAAUGAGGAUAAAUUAGCGGUAUUCGUUAAGACCAAUCAUCGUAGAACGAGAAGACUUCUAUACUUGAAGGUGAUGCAGGUGUGAAUCUCUCUACUCAUAGUAGGAUUUUUUCAAAAUGGCAAGGACUCCCUCAUCUGAUAUAGAUGAUGACUUCAAUGAAAUUUAUAAAGAGUAUACUGGUCCACCUGUGUCAAAUGCCACUAGUGUGCAAGAUAAAACAAAAGGAAACAAACGGCCUCAAGUAAGUUCUGAUGAGGAAGAGGAGCCACGUGACCCAAAUGCUGUCCCAACUGAUUUUACUAGCCGAGAAGCUAAGGUAUGGGAGGCUAAAUCUAAGGCCACUGAGAGGAACUGGAAAAAGAGAAAAGAAGAAGAAAUGAUAUGCAAAAUAUGUGGAGAAUCAGGUCAUUUUACACAGGGGUGUCCAUCCACUCUUGGAGCAAAUAGAAAAUCUCAAGAUUUCUUUGAAAGAGUACCUGCAAGAGAAAAACAUGUAAAGGCACUAUUCACAGAGAAAGUGAUCCAGAAGAUUGAAAAGGACAUUGGUUGCAAAAUUAAAAUGGAGGAGAAGUUUAUUAUUGUCAGUGGAAAAGAUAGGUUAUGCUUGGCAAAAGGUGUGGAUGCUGUGCACAAAGUGAUUAAGGAAGAGGGUAACAAAAAUGGUUCUUCUAGUUCCCAUAGGACCAGAUCUAGGUCACCUGAAAAAAGCCCUGUUGGCUUGCGUGUGGGACGUUCUGAAUUGCAUAGGUCUCUUUCUAGUCCACGAAAUGGAUCAGGGUUCCAAAGAAAAUUUGGAAGGCAAGAAAAGGUUGUGGAGGACCGUCUACGGGAGGAUCUGAAACAGGUGUCAAGGGGUUCUCCACAAGCAAGAGCUUAUGGUAGUGAUGGAGCUAGAGGUCGACCAAGCCGUUCGAAAUCUCCCGCAAGGCCUGCUUUUGCUAGCAGUGUGUAUAAUUCAUACAAUGAUCGUAAUCAGAGUAUUGGGGCUCAGAAAGGUGAUGGAUGGGAUGCUGAGGGACAUGGGCCUGACAUGCAUUCUGGCCUUAAGUUUGACCACCCUGGUUACCCACAAACAUUGGAGGAAUUAGAAUUGGAAUAUAAAAGGGAGGCAAUGGAACUUGGAAGAAUUCGGGACAAGGAAGAAGAUGAAGAGAAUUACAAGCAUCGUGAGGCCAUCAGAGAAUUAAGGGAAAACUACAUGAAGAAACUAGUUAUCCAAAGGGGCAUGCAUGCCAAGCAGUGGGAGGAGUUUCUUGAAUUUGAUGUCCAAAGGCGUCAACGGGCUCGACAGCAUAUGUCUGCAUCAGGGUUUGGUAGUUAUAAUCACCCUGGUUAUUCUGACUAUGAUCGGCCAUCAGGCAAUCUGUCCUAUACAGGGGCCAAUAUACCUAUCGAUUCAAGGGGUAGGUAUCCAUAUCCUCUUGAAAAUUAUCCGACUAGGCCUCAUGAUACUUACGGGGAGUUCCAGCGUCAGAGACAUGAAGAUUUUGGGAAAGCAUACAACCGAUACUAGAUAAAAUUGUUAGAGUUCGGGCCCAAAUGUCGAUUGGCUAUGGUUGUGCAGGGAGCCUGAACUCUGGGUAAGUGCAUAAAUUAUCGAUUCUGAUAAAAAAUCAAUGUUUGGCUCAUGGACUUGGGAGCACUACGAUAUUUACUACGUUCUUUUUACAUUUCAGACUGGUUAUGGUUCUGCAUUAUUGCAGAUCUUUGUUGGUAAACAGAAGCUUACAUAUGUUUUGGUUUAAAGACUAAGAGCAAUGCUACAUGGUUAUGGAUUUUUACUCUUAAAAAAAAGCCAAGGAUUGCUUGCAGAUAAAUUUCUUA